Molecule: messenger RNA, 3389 nt
Organism: Erythranthe guttata (spotted monkey flower)
Lineage: Eukaryota; Viridiplantae; Streptophyta; Magnoliopsida; Lamiales; Phrymaceae
Gene: APG9
Product: autophagy 9 (APG9)
Biological process (GO): protein localization to phagophore assembly site; reticulophagy; autophagy of mitochondrion
Cellular component (GO): autophagosome; phagophore assembly site
Source: RefSeq, a predicted model, not a curated record
GGAAAAAAAAAAUUGAUAAUAAGCAAACAACAAACGGAAGGGACUAGGGAAAACUUAGAACAAAUAAAAAGGGAAUAAAUAAAUUUUAACAGCGUAUCAAUAUUCUGCUCCACGCAAUCAGAAACCCUCUCUCCGUCAAUCGGUUCAUCGUCCACGUUUCGACUUUCUUCCAAGAACAAUCCUUUGUUUAUUUGAUUGAUAAAAUUAUUUUUUUAUAGUUGAAUAUAUCCGAUUCUCUUUUGUUUUUGCUUGAAUUUUUCGUCAAAAAAAAAAAAAAAAAAGUGAAAAUUCCAACUCUUUUGGAUUCUGAUUUAAUUGCGGCGGCGGUGUUUGGCUUCAUCGGAGGACCAAAGAAGAAUCUCCCUUCUUUUUAUUCGGAUCUCCUACUUCCUUUCGUAGCAGUCAAUCAAAUUUUUAUAGUUUUGCUGAAAGUUAACUAAGCAUGAUCCUCUGAUUAAUUCUCCUGGGGAAUGGACUGGCUUUUUUCGCCUGCUGUCAUUGUUUAUGAGUGAUGUUCAGUGGGCAAAAAGGCAUUCAUGCACUUAAUGUACUUAAGUGGAACUGGCGUAGUACUUCAUCUCUAACUACUGGUCUGCUUAAUGAUAAUUUCAAUCAAGAAAUCGAGCUUUCCGAUUAUCACAAAGCACCGAGUCCAGGCAGUGAAAGCCCGUCUGGGCUUCUUGAUGGGGAGACUUUGAAUGGCGAACAAAUCGAAGAUUUGGAUCUCUUCUUUGAGAGGAUUUACAAUUAUUACUGCGAGAAAGGCCUCUGGUGCAUUAUUAUCAAGUGGAUAUUCGAGCUUCUGAGCUUGGCUUUUACCAUUUGUUUUUCGGGUUUUUUUUUGCUGUACGUUGAUUGGAAUGGCCUACGCAAUGCAAAAUGUGGGAUGGAUGCAGUGGAAUCUGGAAUCAAACCUUGCGAUUUGUCUAAAGAAGCUGUGCACGAGCAUCCAUUGACACCUUUUACUCUUGCAAAGGCUAUAAUUAUAGGAUAUUUGGGAAUAUUCUCCAUCUACUGGAUUUUCUGUUUUUUGAGGUUCUUUGCACAAUUGAAGGAGACUCUUAAGAUCCGUCAGUUUUACUACAACAGUCUGCGUGUGACGGACAAUGAAAUACAGACGACUCCAUGGUCGUUGAUUCUUGAAAAAGUUGUUCGAGUGCAGCGUUCGCAGCAGCUAUGUGUGGUGAAGGAUCUUUCGAUUCACGAUGUGAUGAUGAGAUUGAUGCGCAAGGAGAAUUACUUGAUUGGGAUGCUCAACAAAGGAGUGCUCGCCUUCCCUAUAUCUCGGUGGGUCCCAGGUGCCGGUACAGCUGUCAAUGUCGGUCAAAACGGCGGUCAACAUCGUCUCGUACUGCCAAAGACCCUUGAGUGGACCUUGAACUGGUGCAUACUGCAGAGCAUGUUUGACCGAAACUUUCGCAUAAGAAGGGAUUUUGUUUCUGAUCCGCAAACAUUGACGAAGAGGCUUAUGAUAGUGGGGUUUGCCCUGCUUCUUCUCUCUCCGUUUCUUGUUAUUUUCAUGCUGGCAUUUCUUUUCUUGAGGCACGCCGAACAAUUCUAUAAUCACCCUAGUACAGCUUCGUCUCGUAGAUGGUCAAAUCUGUCCAAGUGGAUGUUUAGGGAAUUCAACGAGGUUGACCAUUUGUUCAAGCAUAGGAUCAAUAGCAGUUUACUACAUGCAUCUGACUAUUUGAAACAGUUCCCUUCGCCUAUAUUGGCUAUCGUUGCGAAAUUCAUCUCGUUUGUUUCCGGUGGAUUUGCCGCCGUGCUUAUAAUAAUUGCUUUCCUAGAGGAAUCUCUGCUCGAAGGCCAUAUAUUUGGUCGGAAUUUAUUCUGGUACGCGGCAGUUUUCGGAACAAUAACAGCUAUUAGCAGGGCUGCAAUGAUGGAGGAGCUUCUUGUACUUGAUCCACAGGGGACGAUGUCAUUGGUUGUCCAACAUACUCAUUAUAUGCCUAAAAGAUGGCGCGGUAAAGAGAAUGUCGAUACUGUCCGUCUCGAGUUCGAAACUCUUUUUCAGUACACAGGAAUGAUGCUAUUGGAGGAGAUGGCCUCGAUCUUUCUCACACCGUACUUGCUUAUAUUUGUUGUUCCUCAGCGGGUGGGCGACAUCUUACAGUUCAUUAAGGAUUUCACCGUUGAUGUUGAAGGUGUAGGCCAUGUUUGUAGUUUUAGUCUCUUCGAUUUUAGAAGUCACGGAAACAGAAAGUACGCGUCACCGUUUAAUUCAACUAGUGACCAUAGAAGCUCGCAGGGGAAAAUGGAGAAGUCGUUCUUGAGCUUUCAAAUCGCCUAUCCUUCGUGGGAACCUAAUUCCGAGGGGAAGCAAUUCCUCGCAACAUUGAAAACAUUUAGAGAUCAAAAAUUGCAGCAAGGUCACGGAAGAACAUCUUCAAAUAUGUCGUCUGGUAAUAAUCCAAAUUUCCGAGGGUUUGGUUUGAACGAUCGAAACAACAGCUUUUUCUCAAGGGAAAUGCCUUUCACAAAUAUCGGAAACUUCAACCAGUUAGAAUCGAUGUGGCUGAUAGACGGCGAACAAAAGAAUUUCCCGUACAUUUUAGAUUGGUAUUACACCUCACAGAAUCACGACAGAGACGAUAGUCUACGAGAUACGCCACCGAGGCGCGACGAAAAUAUUCACCCGCAAGAUUUGUGGGUCCCGCCCGAUUUAACAAGAAACAACCCGGAAUACGACGAGAACUGGGGCGGCAUUGACAAUAAUUUAGGUUACGAUCUAGAAGGUUCUAGAUCAGCUCCUCUUUUCCAAGAAAGCGUCUUGCUACAGCAGCGUAACGAAUCGGACGAUUCCAGAGAUGCCCCCGCCAAGAGCCUCUGGUGGGCCCGACAAAAAACGCAAAAUGAAGGCGAAACGAGUUUUAUCGAGCCCCCGAAUUUCUACGGUGCCGAAAAUACUUUUCGGGGUGGUUACGAAAAUUUGUCGGAGAGAAGUGAAGAGGAAGAAGAAGAGGAGCAGCUGGACUUGAGAAAUUCGAGGGGUUUGUCGAGGACUUUCUACAUGGAUGACGUGGACGGCGGAGAUUUCAAUCUUCCGUUUGUUGAUAUUUACGGGGCCCACGAGGAGAAUGCCAACGAGGGUGAAAACGACGAUCCGUUGAAUAUUGUCUGAUUAUUAUUGUUAUUUGUUAUUGUCUUGCUUUUCUUAGACAACUGAAGAUGUAUAAGGGCUUUCCUUUCAUGGUUUAUUAUUAUUAUUUUCUAAUCUAUUUUCCAUGGGAGACGAAUUUCGGAGCUCUGUAUUCUUUCUUGUAUAUAAUUUUGUACAUAAUUCGAAUUAUGGACCUUUUCAUCUCGUUCCGAUGGAUGCUAACGACAUCGUUUAAGUCACAAAUUGUCGUAGGGAUUUGAUUCUUAUCGUUUAUUAUUUAUGU